GAGAGGCGGGACCUCGCAGCCGGGAAGGGCGUUCUCUUUGCGGUCAGACCGGGCAGAGUCAUCCCGAGGGGUGGGUCCUCCGGCAGCAGUAAAGGAAAACCCACCUUUUUUCAUUGUUAAGGACGCGGUGGAAUGUGAUGGUUUGAUCUCAAACGGGCCAGGGAGGGGAAUAUCCGAGAGGAAAGGACCGACCAAAGAUUUAGGGAGAGGGGAAAGCCGAAAAACGCAGUCGCCUCCAACUCUCCGCCAGCAUUUGAGAAUAUGUGGAUGAACUUGUCCUCGCCGUGUCGGCAGCAGCGAGUCCUACCGUCCACACGAGCUCAAACCGUGUGAAGUUGUGGAUUUACCGCUGCGUUUUUCUGACCCGGAGGUGGACCAGCUGAGGAUGGAGACUGUGGGGAGAGGAGCUUAACAAGCGACAGACAAAAGGAUGCAUCUAAAAUAUGACGGAUUUGUCUGCUAAAUGCCACUCUGAGGAAACUCCAAAGUCUUAAAGCGACCGACAGACCGCAGAGAGAAAAGAGUAUUUUCCCAAGAACCUAAAGGACUUGAUAAUACUACCACACAAAUGUGGACCUCCCAAAACAUUGUCAUCAAAUAAUCUGAACAACAAAACAAACACAGAAAUAAGACAAAAAAAUUUGCAGCCAUGUCUGACCAUAAAGACAUGACCCACCGCCACCUGCGGCACAAGCUACAGAGUCUCAGUCGACGACUGGAUGAACUGGAAGAAGCAACCAACAAGCUGCAGAAAUCUGAGGAUGAGCUGCUUGACCUGCAGGACAAAGUCAUCCAGGGAGAAGGCAGCAACUCAUCCCUGCUCGGAGAUGUGGAGGAAUUAAGGAAACGUCUCCUAAAGAUCCAGGGUAAGGAUGAGGAGGUACGCAAAGCAGAGGAUCUUUGCCGCACAGUCAGAGAAAAACUGGAAGAGGAGGAGAACCUGACAAAGGAGUUGAAGGCCGAGACUGAACGUCUACAAAGGAGGAUGGCCGAACUGGAGAAACUGGAAGAAGCUUUUGGGAAAAGCAAGUCUGACUGCAGCCAGCUCUGCCUGAGCCUCAAUGAGGAAAAGAACUUGACUAAGAAGCUCUCGUCUGAGUUGGAGGCCCUCAAAGCACGUUUGAAGGACUUAGAGGGGUCUGAGACAAAACUGGACAGAGCAGAGCAGGCUUUGGCCAUGGAACUGGAGAAACUCAAAGGAUUCACCCAGACCUUUAUGAGCGAGCGAAAGAGGCUACUAGAGAAACAAAGAGAGGACGAGAAGAUUAUUCUAAAGCUGACAGAAAAAUUGGAGCACCAGAAGAAUCGCAUUGGCAUGUCACCAGACCCUGGUCGCGCAGAUUUCAUGAGGUCGCGAAUUGAGGACGAGCUUUCAUCCACGGGGCUCCUCACAAGUAAACUGGCAGGACGGAAAAAGAGCCUUGAGUACUUGAAGUUAGCCGAUGACAGCAUCGGCCUUGUGAACAAAUCUGAGAAUGAGAAGAACAUUAGUCUUGAAGGCUCGCAGGAGGAGGACAACAAAGUAAAGGAGCUGACACAGGAAGUAGAGAGGCUGAAGAACCGCCUCAAACAGCUGGAGAUUGUAGAGGAGGAUCUAAAGAACUCAGAGUCCAAAAAUGGCGAACUUAACGAGAAGUUCCAAAUGGAGCGAAACCGGGCUCGCCAACUGAGCGAGCAGGUGGAGCAGCUCAGGACGCAGCUGUGCGGAAAAGGUGGAAGAAAUGGAACUAGUAAUGUGGAUAAACAUGGCAAUGGAAGCACUAACAUUUGUCCCAACAGCCCCGCCAAGGUCCUGGAAAAUGGCAAAGCUGAGAAUGAAGAGAUUGUGAAGGGAGGUUUCAGACAAGAGAAGCCCAAAUUUAGGAAUGUUGCAAAUGUGUCAGAGCCAAGUUCCCCCAAACACAGGAACAGGGAGCUGUCUCCUCAGCAUAAGAGAGAGACCAAGCUGAGGAGCAAAGAUCUGAGCCACUCAGAGGAGAGCUCCCCGAAGCCUGUGAGGAGAGCCCUCAGUCCAGCUCACAAGAGUAGAAGGACACCCAAAACCACAACUACUGCAGUGUCUUCUGAUAAUGGAAUAAGAGACACAGGACGAGGAACUGAGGACAAGACAAGAGGAGCCACUCCCUCCUCUGUAAACACAACCUCUAGUGAUACUAAGAAAGCGUCUGUUCUUAGUCGCUACCCUCCAGCAGCUAAUGACCAGAAGCCACUGAGGACGGCAAACAAACAGACGGAUGGGGAAACUAAAAAAAGCAGAAUAGAAAAGUUUUCAAAACUGUACGUAGGUAGCGAUAGCGAAUCAAACAACUCUGAUGUAGUGCCUGAAAGUAACAUCAACAGUCUCUCUGCUUUAGAGAAGGACACAGCGUCUGCCUCAGAUCAGGAAUCAACAGACCUGGUUCAGGAAUCUGUCUCAGUAUCUGUCGCCUCCUCCCUGUCCAAAGCCAAUGGAGCCUUCACAGCCUACAGAUCCCAGGUCACUCCCCUGCUGCCCAACGACCAGGGGUCAGAGGGUCAUUCGUCUGCCUCUGAAACUGAAUCCACUGGUUCAAGGCCCUCUGAGCCAGAGCCUGUAACUGAGACGACUACUACAACUGCAAGCACUAGGACUGCAACCUCCAGAUAUCCUAGAUACUCCCACGUCCACGACUCGCAUUCAGAGGGUUCGUCUUCCAGGAGCUCGUUUGAUGAGGAGCUCCACAACAGAACACUGUUGGCCGAGGGAGGCCACCCGGGGCCCGUGCACACUGCAACAGGGCUCGAGAUCCAGCGAGUGUGCAGCCCACGUGAAGCGCUGAGGUCAAAAGCUGUCAUCAAGCCUGCAAUCGUCGAGAUUGACAGGAAGGAAGUGAUGAUUUCCGAGCCUUUGUCUGCAAACGGCAAACCCAAAAUCUCCACCAAACCCAUUGUGACCAGCACCAGUAAAAUGACCAGUAGUAUCACCAUCUAUCCCAACGACCCGAGCUCCUCCAGAACCAGCAGUCGCAGCAGCAGUCUGUCCAGUGAACCCAUGCCGAUUAAAGAACGCCACACCUCCACCAGUAACAUCCUCAUAGGCCCCAGCAGUGAGCACCAUGGCAGCAUCUCCGUCCCGUAUGAGAUCUCCAUUCCCAAGAGUGAGAUCACCUUGCGUUCGUGCCAGGACCAGGACUAUGGGCUGGAGGACAGCAGUGACUCAUCAUCAAGGUCCAAACACUCCAGAAUGGAGACAACCACCAGCCACCUGUGCUGCCAACGCGGCAACUUCAGCCUCCAGUCCCCAGACACCACCUCCGCAGACUUAAACGACACAGAGUCGGGCUUCGAAAGCAGCAGCAGUAGUAGCACCACCACAGUCACCAGCUGGAGACACCAAAGACAAAACCAGCACUCUCAAGAGGACAGUUUACCAGACAUGAAGAAUGUGACUGUGAGGAGCACCUGGAAGAACAGGGGACCUGCGUCAGUGGACGAGACCGGCCGGGGACGAGGGGGUGCAAGGACGAUGACUGAUGGUGGGUCGGAGGAUGAGACAGAGACCGUGACAACAUGGAGGGCUUACCGUGCAACCACCUUCGAUUCAGAAGAAACCGUGAACAGCGGAGCUGGUGGGAAUGUUGAGGCACAGAAGGGAGCAAAGCCGUCCCCUGCAGAGGUGUACAUGCGUAGGAUCAACAGUGUGGUUACUAACACCAGAGAAGUCGAGGAGCCAGCGCUUCGCCGUAGCAAACGCUCACAGUCUCCCACCACUGAAGCAAGAGGCCUGGGACGGACCGUACCCCAUGCACCUGUUACCUCUCAGUCCUGGGGCAGAUCCUACACACAACAACCACAGGCUGCUGACAGCGUAGAACCCAGUCCGAACCCAAGCCACAGCCCAGCAACCUGGAGGCGGCACCUUCCCAGCAACGACCCUCACCCUGUGGGGAGCUCUUAUGAUCGGGCGUCUAAGACAGCAGGAGCUUCCUCCAGAGCGGAUCUGUGGUCCAGUCGGGGUCAAGGGUCAGGGGCCAGAGCCGAGGGGAGGACCGGAGCUGGGAGCAGACCGUGGAGCCAACGCCACUCUGAGCAUCAUUAGAGCAGCUGGGUCUGAGCAGGAUGUCUACAGCAAGAGGACAGCACUCCAUUAAGCUCUCAAUGGCACAAUGAGGGCCAAACAUCAGUCUUCCAUCAACUAAUGGCUACCACCGUCUCCAAAAGUCAACAUCUACAGCUUUUAUAGCAAGCAAAGCAAAGAAAAAUAGCAGUUGCUGCCAUUUAGAACAACAAACCACAGACCUGACAUCCUUACUCUGACUCUGAGUGUAUGCUGAGACGUGAACAGCUCUUCCUAUCCGGAACUUUCUUUGUCCCAAAAGAGGCAUAAAUGGAAAGACAGUGCCUGUACAGUGUUUUUGGGGGUCGCCUCACCAGUCCAUGUAUCCUCUUCUGCUUCACGUGUUGGAUGUAUUAUAGUGUAAUCCCUAAACUUGACAAGGGAGAGGCUGGCAUGCUGGGGACGGCUGGGGAUUUUCCUGCGUGCCAGAGAGGGUUUAAAGAGAGUUAGAGGAAGAAGGACUCAAAUGUUGAGAAUGCCUUUCUCAGAGGACCAUUACAGUGACCUCAAUGAAGCUGGAUGUGCAUAGCUUCUGCAUCAAAAUUUCAACCUUUCUCCAUCGCUGAAAAAACGAUCUGCAGUUAACAGCAGUACAAGGUUUAAGAUGCAUCUUCAUCUCACAGGGCUGGAUCUACAUGCAGAGCUCAUCACAGACUAAAGUACCUUUUAAUGUGACCAAAAACAGGAAGCGAAUUACCGUCUUUGCUGACCCAUACCAUGAUAUUCACUUAUAUAUUUGCUUUGACAGCCAUAUGUGCUUUUUUCCAGAGUUUCUCACACAUAAAUACACAAAACCAUACAAACACAUGCACAUUUUUAACUUUUGGUUUAUUUUAAACCCGUGUCACCACUUUCUGGCAUGCAGCCUCAAACUGGAUUUAAUUUGAGGUCUUGGAUGUUGAGCGAACAUUUGCAUGUUUCUAAGUAAUAAAUGAAGAGCACUUGAAAGAUUGUGACUCAGCAUGCACUCUGCUUAAAGGAUUGCUGGUUGGCUUCAUUUAAGGAGCACACAGACACAAACACACACACACACACACAGACACAUAUGCAUACACACAUGCAUACACAUUUGUACAGACAGACCGGGACCUUAUUUAUGCUUUUUGCCAUUUUCACCAGUUAUUUUCUUUGUAAUUCGCUUCCUGUUCUGCAUUAUCCUUUCCCCUUUCUGCUGAACCAUAUCAAUACAAAAAAAUCGUAGUUUGCACGCAAUGAAAUGCAAUGCACAUGUAGAAAAAAAAGAAUAAUUGGGAUGGAGGGGGGGGUGGCAUUGUUUAUAACCUCAAACCAUGCUACAAUUUCCAUGGUGCUUUGUUCUACAGCUGUUGCAGUUCUCCUCAUUCAUGUAUUUUAAGAGAGCCAUAGCAAAAUGGAGUUUUAAUGAAUAUUGGACUUGGGAUUACCAGCAAACCUGGCCUGGCAGGCGGACAUUUUUUUCAGUGCUGCUGUAAAUACUGUAGACAUGCCAGCCGGUCAUAGGACGACUCCUAACUGGAGUCACAAGGAACUGACAGUUCAGCUUUUACGUGACUGGGUUCGCCGUGCGAAUCGUCCCAUCUUAUCUCCAUUAUUUCUAUAGAGGUGUAUUUUUUUGCUACAUCAUAAAAUAUCAACUCGUGGUUGGUAUAUUGGAGCAAUCUCUCAUUGGAGGGUGCCACUGCAGCAAUGGGGGUGCCAUAGAAACCAGUUUAGUAGUGGCCAGUCAACAAAAAAAGGUGUUUUCAUUGAGGUAAAUGGUGCAUAUCUAUGACAGAAACAUUGUCAAACUUUUUUCAGGCUCCUGCUGGAAUCAUUACAGUACGACAGGCAAUGUAAACUUUGAUCCCACAGCAAAUUUUAUGAAUGUCGCUAUUGAAUGCAGCUGAGAAUGACCAAUCGCUUGAUGUACCGAUCCAACACAACUGCAUUUCUUUGUUUAUCCGACAUGUAACUGUGACAACAUCUGUUGAAGAACUUUUAAAGCUCCAUCUGGUUCCUCUGCUGUUGUGGAUUUCAGUGCUGUGUUGAGUCAGACCCUGCUGGGGGUGGCCUGUUGAAGACUCAGUGCAUUUCUCAGUUCUCCUGUAUUCUACCAGCCGUCAUCUAGCUGUAAUAUUUAUUAGUCUCCAUAUUAUGUACAGGUUCUUUUAUUGUGAAGAGGUCUGCCCGGUGGCAGGAGCCCAUUCUGUUGCCGCUUCGUCACUUUACUGUUUAUGCAAGCAGGAGAUUAUAUGCAAUCAAUAAACUGCCCCCCCGCCUCCAUGCAAUGUCUGUAAUUAUGCUGUGCAUACAGGUCGGUGGUAACUCCAAACUAACAUGUUUGUUUACCUGCAGAAUGUGCAUUUCCAUUACUCUUUGCUAGAACUAUUUACAGUGUUCAUCUGUGCCUUGAGAUUCAGUAAGAGAGGUCCCAACAAAUCCAGACUUGCACCAUGUUUUUACUCUUGCUGUGCAUAUAAAUGACAUGCAAUACUGA
Plectropomus leopardus (leopard coralgrouper) is the source of this 6530-nucleotide messenger RNA. It is a transcript of the gene luzp1, whose product is annotated as leucine zipper protein 1. NCBI's taxonomy places the organism in Eukaryota, Metazoa, Chordata, Actinopteri, Perciformes, Serranidae. The record is from RefSeq and is a predicted model, not a curated record.